Rubroshorea leprosula is the source of this 1193-nucleotide messenger RNA. The record is from the annotation of a GenBank genome assembly. NCBI's taxonomy places the organism in Eukaryota, Viridiplantae, Streptophyta, Magnoliopsida, Malvales, Dipterocarpaceae.
AAAUUCUCUUCUUCUCCCAACUUCCUACCUUCAUAUUCAUGUUGCUAACCUCGAGCCUAGUUAGAGGGCCACGCCAAGUGUUGGGGAAGGCUGACUUGGUUCGGGUUGAUGGGGUUAAUUCCGAGCUAAGUGCCACACAAGGUCGAGCUAGAUUCCGCCUCCAAGACAAGUGCCAUCCGAGCGAGUCUCACCCCGUGAUAGGGCGCUACUAUGCAGGCUUGCUAGUCGCCAUGAAGAAAGUUGGAAGGGGUGCCCAGCUUGGUUGGAUGCUUCGGGGUUUCGAUGAAGCUGUUGAUGCUUGUGAGCUAACUGAGUUCAGAUUGGCUGGCAAUCGGUUGAAGGGGAGGGUACCUAGAGUUGUCUCAUGCAAAAGGCUGCUAAAUGAGAAUGGGGAAUUGACAUCUGAUUUCAAUGCUAUACAAGGAGUGGUUACUAGGAAUUCAAGGAGGAAAAGAUUGCUAAGGCCCUUUUCCAAAUGCAUCCUUCAAAAGCACCAGGCCCUUCCUAUCUAUGUUAUGAGCCGUUUCUUGCUUCUUCUUGGGCUUUGUGCAGAGUUGGAAAAAAUUAUGAUCAGGUUCUGGUGGGGCGAAGAGAUCUAUAGUGACCCUUGGCUUUUGGGAAACACCCAAUUUUAUGUGCAUACACCAUGCCCUGAAGAUUGUACUCUUCGAUAUGUUAGUGAACUUGUAGAUGAAGAAACUCACUCAUGGAAACGUGACCUAAUUCUUGAGAUUUUCAACCCGCAUGAAGCUCAAUUGGUGUUGUCCUUGUCGUUGAGUUGGAUGAAGCACAAAGAUGGCUGGACUCGAAACUUUACUCACAGUGGUAUUUAUUCGAUUCACACUGGGCAUCAUCGUGUUGUGGAGCUGCGUAACGAUGAUGGUCCCUCAACUUCUAAUGGGUCUUUUAGAGGAGGUCGCUUAUGGAAUCUAGAUAUCCUUAAAAAGGUACGAUUACUCUUUUGGCAGGGAACUGGAGUCGAUGCUACACUGUCUUGUGUUGUGCUCGGCUGCACGAGCAACAUGGCUGGGUUGUUCUCUCAGCCUUCGAGCCACUGAUUUCCACAUUGAUAGUUUUGCAGACUUUUUUGAUCAUGUGAGUGAGAUUAUGGAUAAGGACCAUGUAAGGAUAGGUCCGAGAUCCUUAACCUCGGACGUACUGUAACAAUUCCUUAAUAACUGAAGUGAGAUUAA